AUGCAAGCAGCAGUUGAGCAAAUAAGGCGCAAAACCCAACUGGCAGACCUCACACCCGAGGAUGUGGAACUCAUGUAUACGGUGUGCGCAUUUGAGACAGCCUGGCAGCGACGCCGUGCCCCCUCGGUCUGGUGCAGCUUCUUUGAUUAUGAAGCUCUGCUGGCCCUGGAAUUUGCCGAGGAUCUGGCUUACUAUUGGAAUGAUGGCUAUGGCUAUGAUCUGACACAUCGCAUUGCCUGUCCGGCGAUCGCCGAUAUGUUUGCAGCCAUCGACUCGGAGUCCGGACGCGCCAAUGCUACCUUCUACUUCACACACUCGGGCACGCUGCUUAAACUGUUGGCCCAUCUGGGUGUGGCGAAGGAUGAGCAGCCUUUGACACAUAAGGACUAUGGCUAUCCGCGUCGUUGGCGUACGAGCGAAAUUGAUGCAUUCGCGACCAAUUUGGCCUUUGUGCGUUACGAUUGUGAUAAUGCCGAGCCUCAUGUGCUUGUCAUGCAUCAGGAGCGGGCGGUACGCCUGCCCGGCUGUCCCCAAGAUAGUAAUCUGUGUCCACUCCGUACUCUUCGUCGCCUUUAUGCCGAUGAUGCAGAGCAAUGCGAUUUUGAAGCGCUCUGUCGGAUAGCUGCGCCGCCAACGACUUCAUAA
This is a messenger RNA of Scaptodrosophila lebanonensis, 645 nucleotides long. RefSeq names its product multiple inositol polyphosphate phosphatase 1 (gene Mipp2). Bases 1 to 645 code for a protein of 214 amino acids. NCBI's taxonomy places the organism in Eukaryota, Metazoa, Arthropoda, Insecta, Diptera, Drosophilidae. The record is from RefSeq and is a predicted model, not a curated record. Gene Ontology annotation, molecular function: acid phosphatase activity; inositol phosphate phosphatase activity. The transcript is spliced from 3 exons.